Messenger RNA from Vicia faba (fava bean), 501 nucleotides. The record is from the annotation of a GenBank genome assembly. Lineage: Eukaryota; Viridiplantae; Streptophyta; Magnoliopsida; Fabales; Fabaceae.
AUGGCAUCAAUUUGGUGGUCACACAAUAUCUAUUCAUGUUCAAAUCGCUUGGCUUGCCAUAGCCAAACUCCAAUCUCUUUCUUGUUUUAUUUCCACCAUUACCAUCCAUUUCCAUCAAAAUAUAAUUCCAUAUUCCCCAACCAUAUCCACACAACAUAUCCAUUGGAACCUACAACAAAGUUAGUUCUUUGCCACACCCCAACCACAACCAAAACCAGCCAAUACAUUACUCAUCUAAUAUUUUGCCAUAGCACUUGUUUGCUUCAACUUCAUACUCCCAUUAUCACAACUCAGCACAACUCUCACUCAAAACCUUGUAGUUUCUCUUUGGGUUAUUGUCCGUUUAUGGUGUGGCUUGAUGUUGUCACCAAAUCUAUUACAUUUAAGGAUGUUGAACAUGGUGAUGUCCAAUUUGAUGUUGGAAAUUUAUUUUUCAAUAAACAUGAGUUUGUUAUACGUGAACAUAUGUUUCAAUGGGCCCGCCAAAGCUUGUCAAAUUAG